Molecule: messenger RNA, 2868 nt
Organism: Drosophila hydei
Lineage: Eukaryota; Metazoa; Arthropoda; Insecta; Diptera; Drosophilidae
Gene: GluRIID
Product: glutamate receptor ionotropic, kainate 2
Exons: 14
Coding region: 166-2868 (900 amino acids)
Biological process (GO): synaptic transmission, glutamatergic; modulation of chemical synaptic transmission; monoatomic ion transport
Cellular component (GO): plasma membrane; postsynaptic membrane
Molecular function (GO): glutamate-gated receptor activity; transmitter-gated monoatomic ion channel activity involved in regulation of postsynaptic membrane potential
Source: RefSeq, a predicted model, not a curated record
CCGGAACGCCGAACAAUUCACGUUCGCGUGCAUGAUCCAAAAAUAUAUAUAGACAACAAAAUAAAAGAAUCAAAAAUAGACACAAAAUAUACCAAAGCGGCUAAAGCACAUGAGCACCUAGUAAACAAAAUAUAUAUUAAAAUUUAACAACUAGAAAUAGAUUAAAUGCAUUUUGGGCUGGUUGUUGUAAUACUACUGUGGACACAUGCGGCUCAUGGCUAUGGGAGCAAUUCCUAUGCAGCUUCCAAUAGACAGGCCAUACGCAUCGGUCUAAUCACAGAUGACACCACGGAUAGAAUCCGUCAAACUUUUGAGCAUGCCAUAGCCGUGGCUAAUAGCGACCUGAGCGUCCCCCUAGUGGGUGAAACAGAGCAAGUGGCGUAUGGGAAUUCCGUACAUGCGUUUGAGCAACUAUGCAGACUAAUGCAGAGUGGGGUCGGUGCAGUAUUUGGACCAGCAGCCAAGCAUACUGCAUCCCAUUUACUGAAUGCUUGCGAUGCCAAAGACAUACCUUUCAUAUAUCCUCAUCUUUCGUGGAGUCUACAAACAGAUGGCUUUAACUUGCAUCCGCAUCCGGAAGAUAUUGCUCAUGCCCUCUACGACAUCAUCACACAGUUCGAAUGGUCACGAUUUAUUUUCUGCUACGAAUCCUCGGAAUACCUUACUAUACUGGAUCACCUAAUGACAUUGUAUGGUAUCAAAGGACCAGUUAUCAAAGUCAUGCGCUACGAUCUCAAUCUCAAUGGCAACUAUAAGGCUGUUCUGCGGCGCGUUCGCAAAUCUGAGGACAGUCGCAUCGUAGUCGUGGGUUCGACGGAGGGCGUGGCCGAACUGCUGCGUCAGGCGCAGCAGGUGGGCAUAAUGAAUGAGGACUACACAUAUUUAGUGGGAAAUUUGGAUCUGCACACCUACGAGCUGGAGGAGUACAAAUACAGUGAGGCAAAUAUAACCGGCAUACGUAUGUUUGACCCAGAUAGAAAGGAAGUGCGUGACUUAGUCGAAACGCUACAACACGAGCUAGGCGAAAGUGAGCCCAUGAAUAAUGGUUCAACGUCUAUAACGUUGGCCAUGGCUCUAACCUACGAUGCAGUGCGUGUCAUUGCCGAAACAACCAACUUCUUGCCCUACCAGCCGCAACAGCUAAAUUGCUCCGAGCGUCAUGAUAAUGUUCAGCCAGAUGGCUCCACUUUCAGAAAUUAUAUGCGAUCGUUGGAAAUUUUAGAGAAAACAAUUACAGGACGAAUUUUUUUUCAAGGCAAUAUGCGUAAAGGAUUUAGUUUCGAUGUGAUUGAGCUGCAGCCCGUGGGUUUGGUGAAGGUGGGUACCUGGGAGGAAGGCAAAGAGUUUGAAUUUAAGCGGCCACCACCAAUAACAAAUCUAAAUGAAAACGAGGAAAAUACCUUGGUUAAUAAAACCUUUAAGGUACUUAUAUCUGUUCCGAACAAACCAUAUGCUAGUCUGGUAGAAAGUAUUAAUACUUUGAUUGGCAAUAAUCAGUUUGAGGGUUAUGGCGUAGAUCUGAUUAAAGAGCUGGCCGAGAAACUUGGCUUUAACUUCACCUUUCACAAUGGUGGCAAUGAUUACGGCUCCUUCAAUAAAAGCACAAAUAUGACAACAGGAAUGCUUAAAGAAAUUGUUGAGGGCCAUGCAGACUUGGCCAUCACGGACUUGACUAUCACUUCAGAAAGAGAGGAAGCCAUUGAUUUUUCCAUACCAUUUAUGAAUCUUGGUAUUGCCAUUUUAUAUAUAAAGCCUCAAAAGGCUGAGCCAGAGAUCUUUUCUUUCAUGGACCCAUUUUCAAAGGAGGUUUGGCUGUACCUGGGCAUUGCCUACUUGGGCGUCUCACUAUGUCUUUUUGUUCUUGGCCGUCUCUCACCUUCCGAAUGGGAUAAUCCAUAUCCCUGUAUUGAAGAACCGGAAGAACUGGAGAAUCAAUUCACCAUAAAUAAUUCACUGUGGUUCACCACAGGUGCUUUGCUCCAGCAGGGUUCCGAAAUUGCGCCAAAAGCCCUUAGCACACGCACAAUAUCCGCUAUUUGGUGGUUUUUCACACUGAUUAUGGUGUCCUCAUACACAGCGAACUUGGCUGCAUUUCUGACCAUAGAAAACCCAUCGAGUUCAAUUAACAGCGUUGAGGAUUUGGCAGAGAACAAAGACGACGUUCAAUAUGGAGCCAAGCGCACCGGCUCAACGAGAAACUUUUUCUUGACAUCCGAAGACCCAAUCUACAUGAAAAUGAAUGCCUACAUGACCAAUAAUCCAGAGAUGCUUACUGAAACAAAUCAAGCGGGCGUCGAUAAAGUCAAGGCAGGCACAAAAUAUGCUUUUCUCAUGGAAUCAACUUCCAUUGAGUAUAACACGGUGAGAGAGUGUACACUUAAAAAAAUCGGCGAAGCAUUGGAUGAAAAGGGUUACGGCAUUGCAAUGCCUAAAAAUUGGCCAUAUCGCGAUAAAUUUAACAAUGCUUUGCUCGAGCUCCAGGAGCAGGGAGUGCUGGCCAGGCUAAAGAACAAAUGGUGGAACGAAAUAGGUGCCGGUGUUUGUAGCGAUAAGGGCGACGACGAUGGUUCUUCUGCCUUGGGCAUGAAAAAUUUGAGUGGUAUUUACGCAGUACUAAUCGUUGGGUCGUUGCUUUCUUUUGUCAUCUCCUUUUUCUACUGGUGCUUAUUUGUCUUCAAGAAAGCCAAGUUCUAUGAGGUGCCCUUCUGCGAUGCCCUUGCUGAGGAGUUUAAAAUUGUUGUCAGCUUUGCGGAAAAUGAACGAGCUCUGAAGAGCGCCCAGUCGGUGUAUUCACGCAGCCGCAAUUCUUCCCAAUCCAUAGAAUCACUACAAACUGAUUCGGAGAAUACCAUACCCGAAGGAGACUAA